This is a messenger RNA of Anthostomella pinea, 486 nucleotides long. The record is from the annotation of a GenBank genome assembly. Lineage: Eukaryota; Fungi; Ascomycota; Sordariomycetes; Xylariales; Xylariaceae.
AUGGCCGCAGGACUCAAACGCAAGCGCACUGGUGAACCAGACGCUAUUCCUACCGCAGUCUCCAAGGUCUCAAAGUUCGAAACGGACCGUGAUAUCACCACAGAAAUCAUCGCCCUACCAACAGGCAUGGACACCCAACUCCAGCGCAUAGCUACCUCAACCCGCACCCCCUACGAGAAGAAAGUCUGGAGUCUGCUCUGCCAGGUCCCACCGGGCCACGUCUCUACAUACGGCCUCAUGGCCGCACACAUGGGCUCGUCGCCCAGAGCUGUCGGCAAUGCCCUUCGCCGGAAUUCGUUCGCGCCGCAGGUGCCGUGCCAUCGCGUAGUGGCUACGGGCGGACUGCUGGGCGGCUUCAAGGGACAAUGGCCCAAGGAUGGCGAGGGAAUCACUAUCGACGAGAAGAAGAAGCUACUCAGGAAGGAGGGCGUCAGGAUUGACGAGAAGGGGAGAGUGCUUGGGACGCCCUGGAGCGCGUUCGUGUAG